Messenger RNA from Nicotiana tabacum (common tobacco), 3001 nucleotides. NCBI's taxonomy places the organism in Eukaryota, Viridiplantae, Streptophyta, Magnoliopsida, Solanales, Solanaceae. The record is from RefSeq and is a predicted model, not a curated record.
AUGCUAUAUGAGUACUCUUUCCAGUAUACGAAGGUAAAGAAUCAACAACAAUAUGAGAAGCCCAAGGAAAAUGGACAACUUGCAGCAGAUGAACAAUCAUUGUGGACGAAGGUUGUUACGGAGAAAUAUGGAAUGGAAGGAAAAUGGACAACCAAAUCAGUGAGAAACCCAUACGGUGUCAGCUUGUGGAAAUCAAUCAGGAAUCUGUGGCCAAAACUGAUUAACAAAUCCAAGUUCAAGGUAGGAAAUGGUAGGAAGAUUUCACUGUGGGAUGACAAUUGGAUAGGUCAAGGACCAUUGAAGGAUCUCUUUCCUGACAUAUAUUCUUUGAAUCAACAACAAGUAACAUUACAUGAGGCAUGGACGAAUCAGGGAUGGAACCUUACAUUCAGAAGAUUGCUAAAUGAUUGGGAGAUUGAAAAAGCAGGGAAGUUUUCUGUUAGAUCUGCUUACAAGGAAUUCAACUUGUCAAACAAUCGGGUGAUCUAUGUUGAUCCCACAACUGGAAAUCUUCGCUACAAUGAAAAGACAGGAUAUGAUAUUUUCAAUUCUCAAAGUGAAGCCUUAGAUUAUGUGACGAAUGGUUCAAAAUGGCUGUGCAAGAGUAUAACCUAUGCCAGGGCUGUGCUAGGAUAUACUGCCCUUGGGAGCUUUGGUUUACUUCUUGUUGCGACAAAGUUGUCAGCCAGCAUUCCAAAUUUGCCUGGGGGUGGAUGUGUAUAUACAGUAACUGAGAGCCAAUGGAUCAAGAUUUCACUUCAAAACCCUCAGCCACUGGGCAAAGGUGAAUUAAAGAAUGUUCAAGAAGUGACAGAGCUUGACAUUGAUGGCAAGCAUUAUUUUUGUGAAUCGAGGGACAUUACUAGACCUUUUCCAAGUCGUAUGCCCUUGCAGAAUCCUGAUGAUGAAUUUGUGUGGAAUAAAUGGUUUUCAGUGCCCUUCAGAAAGAUUGGACUUCCAGAGCAUUGUGUCGUUCUUCUGCAGGGCUUUGCAGAAUCCCGAAGUUUUGGAAGCUUAGGUCAGCAAGAAGGGGUUGUUGCCCUCACUGCUCGGCGUAGUAGGCUGCACCCUGGGACUCGGUAUCUGGCAAGGGGCUUGAAUUCUUGCUAUAGUACAGGCAAUGAAGUUGAAUGUGAGCAACUUGUGUGGAUUCCUAAAAGGGCUGGGCAAAGUGUUCCUUUCAAUACUUACAUCUGGAGAAGAGGCACUAUUCCUAUCUGGUGGGGUGCUGAGUUAAAGCUGACUGCUGCAGAAGCAGAAAUCUAUGUUGCGUGUCGUGACCCUUAUAAAGGAAGUGCUCAAUAUUAUCAGAGGUUAACUAAAAGAUAUGAUGCCAGAAACCUAGAUGUAGCUGCUUGCGGGAAUCAGCGAAAGAUUGCCUUUGUUCCAAUUAUAUGCGUUAACUUGCUUAGGAAUGGUGAAGGCAAAUCAGAAUCGAUUUUAGUUCAGCAUUUUGAGGAAUCUUUGAAUUACAUUAGAUCAAUUGGAAAACUACCUUACUCUCGGGUUCAUUUAAUAAACUACGAUUGGCAUGCCAGUGUGAAGUUGAAAGGAGAACAACAAACAAUUGAAGGACUUUGGUACCUUCUAAAAGCACCCACCAAUGCUAUAGGCAUCACUGAAGGGGAUUAUCUGCCUUCUCGUCAGCGCCUCAAAGAUUGCAAAGGUGAAGUAAUUUUCAGUGAUGACAUUGAUGGAGCAUUCUGCUUAAGAUCACAUCAAAAUGGAGUGAUACGUUUCAAUUGCGCUGAUUCUUUAGAUAGGACCAAUGCUGCUAGUUUCUUUGGUGCCCUCCAGGUUUUCGUGGAGCAGUGCAGACGGUUAGGUAUAUCACUUGACAGUGAUUUGGCAUAUGGCUAUCAGUCAUAUAACAACAAUGGGGGUUACACAGCUCCAUUACCCCCUGGCUGGGAGAAACGGACUGAUGCUGUAACCGGGAAAACAUAUUUUAUUGAUCACAACACAAGAACAACUACUUGGAAUCAUCCCUGCCCAGAUAAACCGUGGAAGAGAUUUGAUAUGACAUUUGAGGAGUUUAAGAGAUCGACGAUCUUAUCACCUGUGUCUCAAUUAGCAGAUUUGUUUUUGGUUGCUGGUGAUACCCAUGCAACAUUGUAUACUGGUUCCAAAGCUAUGCACAGCCAAAUUCUUAGCAUAUUUAAUGAAGAUGCAGGCAAAUUUAAACAGUUUUCUGCUGCACAGAAUAUGAAAAUUACCCUUCAGAGAAGGUAUAAGAAUGCAGUUGUAGAUAGUUCUCGUCAGAAGCAACUGGAGAUUUUUCUUGGACUAAGGCUUUUCAAGCAUUUUCCAUCAAUUCCAAUCCAGCCAUUACAUGUUGCAUCUCGUCCCACCGGAUGCUUUCUAAAGCCAAUCGUGAACAUGUUCCCGAUUUCUGAUGGAGCAAGUCUUCUUAGUUUUAAAAGAAAAGCAAUGACAUGGGUCUCCCCACAGGCUACCGAUGUGGUUGAGCUCUUUAUUUACCUUGGCGAGCCUUGUCAUGUUUGUCAGCUACUUCUCACUGUUGCACAUGGUUCUGAUGAUUCAACGUUCCCAUCGACAGUUGAUGUCAGGAUAGGGUGUUAUCUAGAUGGACUUAAACUUGUUCUGGAGGGAGCUUCUGUACCACAGUGUGCAAAUGGGACAAAUAUUUUGAUACCAUUGUCAGGACCAAUUAGCGAAGAGGACAUGGCUAUCACUGGUGCAGGUGCACGCCGUCAUGCCCAAGAUACUUCCACCCUUCCAUUAUUGUAUGAUUUUGAGGAACUUGAAGGAGAAGUGGAUUUUCUUACUCGUGUUGUUGCACUCACGUUUUAUCCUGCUGCGGAUGGUGGAGGCCCUAUAACUCUUGGUGAGGUACAAAGAGACUAGAUAAUUGUACUUUUUAGGUGUCCUUUCUUUUAAAACAAUUUUCUUUUACACCCUCUAACAUAGUUAGCCCUGUGAGAAGGCACGGGAGAAAAUAUGAUAUAUUGAUAUUGUGUGUGAUGCAAUACAAGAGGUG